CACGUGACUUCUCGUGGGUGUUUGUUUACAAAAUGGCGACUGAUGGAGAGUUUGGCGGUUACAGCUAUGACUUCGCUGAGAUUCCUCCUGAUGAUACUGUAUGCCGUAUCUGUACAUUAGUAGCACGGGAUCCUCAGCAGGUUACGUGCUGCUAUAAGAUAUACUCAAGGCCUGUCUGGUCACACUGAAAGGGAUGGACCAAGGGUUUAGCUGCCCAACUUGUCGAAGCCCGCUAAGAGGAAAGUACUUUAAAGACGGGAGAGCAGAGCAAGGAAUAAAGUCCCUUAAUAUACAUUGUACUAACUCUGAUAGCGGUUGUCAAUGGGUGGGACCUAUUAGAGAUAUUGGUAGCCAUAUUAAAGCUGACUGUCAGUAUCAACGGGUCUAUUGUCCUAAUAAGUGUGGGCAGAAGGUUAUGAGGGGGUCACUGGAGAUGCAUAUGACUGGUAGCUGUACUGAAUACUUUGUUAAUUGUCAGUAUUGCAAGCGAAAAGGUCGAUACCUACUGAUAAACAGCAGCCAUCUUGAUGAGUGUCCUGACCUCCCCAUCCAAUGCAGCAAUGAAGCUUGUGGUGAGAUGAUACCACGACGUUCACUAGCAUCACACAAGGAGACCUGCCCUAAAGCUCUCGUACCAUGUCAAUACAAUACUGUUGGAUGUAAUAAGAAGAUUAAGAGAGAGGAACAAGAGAGCCACAAUGAUGAAGCAUUGAAGGAACAUCUUGAAGCUACAAUGAAGAAGAUUGAUACUGCAAUGAAGAAGAUUGAGGUAUUGUGUCAAACGAAUCAAGUCAUUAAACUGAGCCAGUACAGAGAAAAGAAAGACAGCAAUGAGGAUUGGUAUGGGCCUUGUUUCUACACAUCACCAGGAGGUUAUAAGAUGCCAUUGAAUGUUCUUGCCAAUGGACAGGGUACCAGUAAAGGUACACAUGUCUCCUUCUUUGUGUGUCUAAUGGCUGGAGAAUAUGACGAUUCGUUGGAGUGGCCAUUUCAAGGUGAAGUUACUGUUGAGCUACUGAAUCAACUGGAGGAUCAGAAUCAUAAGAAGAUCACCAUACAAUAUAAUGAAUCAACUGAGGGCCCUUGUAAGAACGGAUCCAAUCCCAACAGGGCAGAGCUAAAGGAUGGGGGAGGAGGCGGUUCAUAUCUCAUGAAGAGUUGGAGUAUAACCCAACUGCUAACUGUCAGUAUCUGAAAGAUGAUAGUCUGUACUUCAGAGUCAGUGUGAAGGCUAAAGUGGAGUCAGCAGUAUACAUGUACUGUAAUCCUUAAACUAAUGUAGACGUUAUGUAUCAUGUAUUGAGACUAUCAUUAUACUGUAUGUAUUGAUAGUACUCAUGUAUCAUAAUCAUCAUGCUAUCAUGUAUUGGACUAUGAGGAAUCUGUUUAAUAAUUUCUUGUUUCAAUUAAGAAAUAAUUGAUUUUCUACGUUCCUCCAUCUCUCUCUAUCUCUCUCUCUCUCUAUUUCAUUUUUAUGAUGUGGUAAUAACCUCAAAUUGCCCAUGGGACAUGGGCAGUUUGAGGUUAUUACCAUUAACCACAUCAGGGAGAGGAGAUAAAAUGAAAUAGAGAGAGAGAGAUGGAGGAGCGUAGAAAAUCAAUUAUUUCUAAAUUGAGACAAGAAAUUGUUAAACAGAUUCCAGCAAGCAUUGACAUUUGAUUGGUCAGAUCCAUAGGAGGUGUAGGUUGAGCUUUGAACUAAGUAACUGGAAUGAUUGAUUGAAAAUAAGAGAAGGAGUGAGUACCAAAAAUGAUGAAAGGAAGACAAGUGCAUCAAGUUUGAAGAGACUUCAAAAUGUGGAUGUGAUCUUGUACUGUGUAUAAAUAUAAAUCAUAAUAGAAUUAAAUUAAAGUCUAUUGCGUGAACGUGUGAAUAUGUUAAUUAUAUAUGUUGUUAAUAA
Molecule: messenger RNA, 1901 nt
Organism: Amphimedon queenslandica
Lineage: Eukaryota; Metazoa; Porifera; Demospongiae; Haplosclerida; Niphatidae
Product: TNF receptor-associated factor 5-like
Exons: 2
Coding region: 194-1195 (333 amino acids)
Biological process (GO): regulation of canonical NF-kappaB signal transduction; signal transduction; regulation of apoptotic process
Cellular component (GO): plasma membrane signaling receptor complex
Molecular function (GO): protein binding; zinc ion binding
Source: RefSeq, a predicted model, not a curated record